Messenger RNA from Microdochium trichocladiopsis, 471 nucleotides. Its product is annotated as heterokaryon incompatibility protein-domain-containing protein. Lineage: Eukaryota; Fungi; Ascomycota; Sordariomycetes; Xylariales; Microdochiaceae. The record is from RefSeq and is a predicted model, not a curated record. The transcript has a single exon. The annotation marks the transcript as partial.
UACGUGGCCCUAUCAUAUGUCUGGGGAUCUGCUGCAAAGCAGAAUCUCACCCACAGCCGUACUCCAUACCCUGGCCACCAGCAAACGACGACGGACAUCUUCGUCGGAGCUUCGGCGGUCAUACUGGAUGCUGUCCAAGUUACGACAGCACUGGGCUACCGCUAUCUGUGGGUAGAUCGCUAUUGCAUCGACCAGUCCAACGCGGAAGACAAGCUCGGUCAAAUCAACCAGAUGGAUCUGAUUUACAGCAGGAGUGAAGUAACAAUAGUUGCAGCAGCCGGUGUCGAUGAGCACACCGGGCUCCCAGGUGUAGGCGCUCCACGGCAGUACCGACAGCUGGCCCUCUCUAUCGGACAUAUCACCAUCCUUUCCACCCCUCCUCAUCCCCAUCAGGCCAUAAAAGGUUCGAAAUGGGCAGAAAGUGACCAGGGUACUGUCUGCCGAAGUCAAACUGGACAAUCUGCUGGCUGA